Messenger RNA from Aureobasidium subglaciale EXF-2481, 1722 nucleotides. RefSeq lists its product as uncharacterized. The coding region runs from base 1 to 1722 and encodes 573 amino acids. Gene Ontology annotation, molecular function: zinc ion binding; transcription cis-regulatory region binding; DNA-binding transcription factor activity, RNA polymerase II-specific. The transcript has a single exon. Lineage: Eukaryota; Fungi; Ascomycota; Dothideomycetes; Dothideales; Saccotheciaceae. Gene Ontology annotation, biological process: positive regulation of transcription by RNA polymerase II. The record is from RefSeq and is a predicted model, not a curated record. Gene Ontology annotation, cellular component: nucleus.
AUGCCCCGCAAACGCUUGAACGCUCAAGAGCCCCCGCGAAAACGUAACAGGACUGGUUGCAACAAGUGUCGCGCUCGUAAAGUUCGGUGUGACGAACAAAAACCAGUCUGCAGUCAGUGUCAUGCUAAGGGGUUUGAGUGUGAAACGAGCAUAAAGCUCAAGUGGGAGCAGGAUUAUACCAGCGCUGGGCGAGCAUUUGGCAGAGCGGGAUUGUGGAGCAAGAAUGCUGCCGAGAAAUCAACUGUAUCUUCACCAUGUAUUCAUGUCAACGACGAGGAAAUCUUUUGGAUACAGACACCUCGAAUCUCAUCAUACAGCUUUGUCAACGCCACCGUAGGAAAUGUCGAACAGUUGACGACUCUGGACAGCAUUGCUUGGGAAAUUGGGUCAGUCUUAGAUGUUGUCCGCGUUAGUGAUCGCGAUGACACCUCGAGCACUGCUUCCUUGUCGCCGUGGCUAUCUACUAGGGAGCCAUUAUUCGUACCUCAUCAGCGCAUGAUACCGUCAGCACUAUCCAUGCUACCUGGUCUUUCCAAUCCAAUGCACUCGAGCCUCUUAUCAUACUAUCUGGAAAAGAUUUGCCCAAUCACUGUCCCAGGCUCCGUCAACAAGUCUCCUUUCGUAAAUCUGGUUCUACCAUUCUCAAUCUCAUCUUCGCCUGCUGUUCUAGAAGCCCUUCUCGCGCUUGCAGCUUGCCACAGAUCAAAGAACGACGCGGCUUUCCGGUCAGCCUCAUUGAGGCUUGGAGACAACGUUCUUCGCACUCUACGACGAAGACUCAGUGCAGAAGAUCCUCUACGAGUUGCCCUGGAUCCUGAAACGCUGGUAAUUAUGAUGAUCUUGUGUCAGUACGAGAUCAUUAACGAGUGCGAUAAACGUUGGGUUGUUCAUUUGAGAGGAGCUCGAGAUUUGAUUCGGAUCAGACGAAACGCUCGAUUGUCUCUUGGGACUGGACAGUCUUCCAAUGAGCUCAUAGAGUUUGCUGAAAAGUACUUUGCUUUCCACGACGUGAUCGGACGAACAGCUUGUGGCGAAGAGCCCAUCUUUGGCAUUGACUUUUGGACAUCAGACGGUGAAGAUACCGACGCUUGGCUAGGUUGUUCCUCUGGUCUAGUGUCUAUAUUGUGUGAGAUCACCGAGUUGAGUCGGCAGCAUAGGUCGAGACCAAGUCUGAGUCUCCUACCAGAAUUUCAGUCCCAGGCAGCCUCACUGGAGCGCCGACUUUGCGGUCUCCAUCAGCGAGUGUUCGAUGAGGAAGACGAUACUCUGCAAUUGUCCGCUGAGUUAAAGAGACUGGUCGCUGAGCUAUACCUACACUGCUCUCUAAACGGUGCGACGCCUGCAAUGCCUCUCGUUGUCGGUCAUGUGCAACAGAUACUUCGCCUCAUUUCCGUUCUGCUAGAGCAUGAAGUGCUUGCGGGUUUGAGCUGGCCUCUGUUCGUCGCAGCCGUCGAACUCGAACCAAUGGCAGAUCUAGAAUGGGCUGAGCGACAGGACUUACCUCACGAAGUACCAAACUAUGCCCGACCCUUUGUUUUGUAUGCAUUGAACCGUCUACGCGGUUCGAUUGCCAAUAUUACCAAGACGCGGUCUGUCAUCGAAAGAGUGUGGCUUCUCAGAAGUCAACACGAUCUGUCGGAGAUACACCCCAGCCUUACUAAGGAUCAGAAUGACUGGGAGCGAUAUGUCAGCCCACUUUGCGGCGGCUUAAGUCUUGCUUGA